UUUUCGGUUGUUAUAAAGUGAGUGACAACUAAGAGCUGGCAUUUUUGGAGAGGUGCCUCGAGUCUAAUGAGGAGUGACUUGAGUCUUAAAAUAUUGAGAACUGCUGCCCUAAACAAUAAAUCCUGAUCCAGUUGACCAAAUUUUUCAAAACUCAGAGGCAGAGAAGGUAGUGAAUGUGAAGGUGCCUGGGACUAUAAACACUGGAAUAUAAUACAGAUGCAUGUAAUUAAGAAGCUUUUGUUUUUGCUUUUGCUUUUCAUGGUGCUCAGUGAUGACAACCUUUGAAGGCCAUGCCCUUCCAGGCUGUUACUUCCUGACAGUUGGGCUUCUGUGGUCUGUGAGAUACCCGCUAAAAUAUUUCAUGCAGCACAAGGAUAAAAAAUUCACCCCAAAUAAGCACUACCAAUAUCUGGAGCUCCUUGAAGGAAUAGGCAAAGUUAUUGUGGCUGCGGUGGGUAAGGAUCAUAACUCGUUGAUUGUGUUUCUACUGAUAGGGCUGCUUUAUGGACCCCAAGGCCCAACUUCAGGAUUUGUCAAUGAGAAGAAAUGUCUUCCUAUACUAUGGAAAAGGAAACAGAAUAGGCUCAGCAAGCUGAUGAGAUGUUUGCUCUUUUACGCUCAUGUCCAUAACGGCUCUCCACUGGAUCAGCACCUUCACUCACUGAUGCUCCUUGCUAUAUUUAGUGGCGCUGCCUGCACCUUGCUAGAAGCAUUCAUACGAGACCACCCAAUAUUGGAGCUCUUGAGGACCAGUAUGUUCUUGCUACAAGGAUCGUGGUUCUGGCAGAUUGGAUUUGUGCUGUACUCACCAUGGGGAGGGCCAGGCUGGGACCAAGCUGACCAUGGAAAUAUCAUGUUCAUCACCAUGUGCUUCUGCUGGCACUAUAUGAGUAUCCUCCUCCUUGUCACCUUCAACUACACCAUCAUUUACAGGUAUGCAGCUGGGCUAGAUGGCGGGAGCCUGGGUCUCUGUACCGCUAAGGGAACUGGACCAUCUGCUAUUGUCCACACCCUUAAGCCAUCCCCUUGA
Gavialis gangeticus (Gharial) is the source of this 1030-nucleotide messenger RNA. RefSeq names its product transmembrane protein 45B-like. The transcript has 4 exons. Bases 272 to 1030 code for a protein of 252 amino acids. NCBI's taxonomy places the organism in Eukaryota, Metazoa, Chordata, Crocodylia, Gavialidae. The record is from RefSeq and is a predicted model, not a curated record.